Fimicolochytrium jonesii is the source of this 612-nucleotide messenger RNA. Its product is annotated as DNA replication complex GINS protein PSF1. Lineage: Eukaryota; Fungi; Chytridiomycota; Chytridiomycetes; Spizellomycetales; Powellomycetaceae. The transcript has a single exon. Gene Ontology annotation, biological process: DNA strand elongation involved in mitotic DNA replication; DNA replication. Gene Ontology annotation, cellular component: GINS complex. The coding region runs from base 1 to 612 and encodes 203 amino acids. The record is from RefSeq and is a predicted model, not a curated record.
AUGUACGCCGACGACGCCCUCAAACUCGUCCGCGACGCCAAACGCACCUCCGACUCCCCCACCCUCGCCCCCUACCGCGACGACCUAAUCCGCAACGUCCAGCUCGAAAUGCGCCAACUCGCCUCCCACCUCCGCGAUAUCAUGUCCGCGCGCGAAUCCGCCCCAACCCCGCAACACGCCCAAGGCCUCACCGUCGCCGCAACAAUGCACCACCUAAGUCUCCGCCGCUCGAAACGAUGCUUGCUGGCGUAUACACGACAUCGGUUGGAUCGGAUUACGGAGACGUUGUGGGAUCUGGGUGGGGCCGCGGCUAGCAGCGCUGCGGCCAUGCCCGCUGAUUUAAGACGGAAUCUGAGCCCCGCGGAAAUGGAGUUUGUGAACGGCUACACGGCCCUGGUGAGCAGUUACCGCUCCGGGUUUUUGGACGUGGACAUGGGCGCCGCGCUGGUCCCACCCCGGGAUCUGUUUGUGGAAGUGAGAGUCCUGAAGGAUUGUGGGGAGGUGCAGACCGAGAAUGGGGCGGUGAGGCUGGUGAACAAUAGUCAGCAUUAUUUGAGGAGGACGGAUGUGGAGCCGUUUAUCACGGCGGGGUAUCUGAGGCAUAUUGAGUAG